Messenger RNA from Coregonus clupeaformis (lake whitefish), 1332 nucleotides. RefSeq names its product glycogenin-1-like. The record is from RefSeq and is a predicted model, not a curated record. Gene Ontology annotation, cellular component: cytoplasm. NCBI's taxonomy places the organism in Eukaryota, Metazoa, Chordata, Actinopteri, Salmoniformes, Salmonidae. Gene Ontology annotation, molecular function: glycosyltransferase activity. The transcript is spliced from 6 exons. Bases 1 to 1020 code for a protein of 339 amino acids.
AUGUUAUUAAUAAGUUCUGUCCCCAUCCAGACCAGGCGUUUUGUGACGCUGGCCACCAAUGACAGCUAUGCCAGGGGAGCCAUGGUGCUGGGCAAGUCCCUGAGGAACCACAAGACAACCAGGAAGCUGGUGGUGAUGAUCGGACCCCACGUCUCUGACCCCCUGCAAAGAGGUGCUUCCAAGAUCUUUGACGAGGUGCUGCUGGUGGAUGUGUUGGACAGCGGAGACAGAGCUCACCUGGCCCUGAUGAAGAGACCGGACCUGGGAGUCACCUUCACCAAGCUACACUGCUGGACUCUUACCCACUACUCCAAAUGUGUCUUCAUGGACGCGGACACAAUGGUGGUACAGAACGUGGAUGAGUUGUUUGACAGAGAGGAGCUGUCUGCGGCCCCGGACCCCGGCUGGCCAGACUGUUUCAACUCUGGCGUGUUCGUGUUCCGGCCCUCCAACGAGACGUACGGCAAACUGCUCAAGUACUGCACAGAACACGGCAGCUUCGACGGUGGGGACCAGGGGGUGUUGAAUGGCUACUUCAGUAACUGGGCAACAGCAGAUAUAUCCAAACACCUCCCUUUCAUCUACAACCUCAGCAGCAUCGCAAUCUACACCUACCUUCCAGCAUUCAAACAAUACGGUGGCAACGCCAAGGUGGUCCACUUCCUGGGUCAGACCAAGCCGUGGAGCUACACGUUCGACCCCGAGACCAAGCGGAUCAGCGGGGACAUGCAGGAGGCCUCCACACACCCCACCUUCCUCCUGGACUGGUGGAUGCUCUACUCUUCCUCUGUGGUGCCCAUGAUGACGGAGGGAUACGGAGAGCAGCCCUUCCACUCUGGCUGUGUGGAAGUGAGUCUAGAAGGGAGCAGCGCGUCACAGGACCCCCAUCACACUGAGCCGUACGUGUCACCACAGGCAUCCGAGGAACGCAAGCAGAAAUGGGAACAGGGCCAGGCGGACUACAUGGGAAUGGACUCGUUUGACAAUAUCCAGAAAAAGCUUGACGCUUUUCUCAAAUAGAGGGAAAUAAAGGUCUACAGGGGAUCAGUUAGUUUGACAGAUUCAGUUUAGUUGUUCUGAGUUAGUGUGUCACUACCCAGCUCUAAGGAUUACAACAAUUGUUUUACAGUGGGUAACAUUCUGACAUCGUUGGCAGAGCGCUUAAACUAUGUAAUACUGGUAUAGGAUGUUUAGUCUGUCACGUACUGUAAAGAUUACCACACUGUGAAGGAUGAAUUUAUCGACACAAUCGUGAUUUAUAACAAUACUUUUUUUUAUUGCUGUAUUUGUGAACAGAAUAGAAAACACAAUAAAAUAUAGCCUUUAUUCACA